GACGUCGGACGAGAGGACCGUGGGGCGGACGGUACUCGGAGGAGGGGUGUUGCUCGCUGAACGUCUGUGUCAACUCCAACAGUUUGCUAUCACCCGUGUAAGUGUGAAAUAUAUUUUUUGUUUGUUUUUUUUCGGGUGGAUUUACCGUCAGUUUGUGCCUUUGUGUGAUGUGUGCUGCGUCUCUGUGCCACGAUGAAAAGCUGUUAAGAAUGUCGAUGUAGCGUGAGACGUUUUCAUCGAAACAGCAGCUCUGUGCAAUGACACAAACGGGACUGUCAACCCGAGUCCGUUAACACAGUAGACUGUAUAUAAAAUAGACCUGGGCCUGAUGCAGCAGGUUGUUAUCUCCUCCUCAAUGAAGGAAAUCCGCUACAUCGUCAAGAAUAUGGACUGAAGGUAAUCCAAAAGAGUGAGUCACACGUGGCUGACAGUUGGGCUGAUGACCAGCAUGGCUACUUUUUCCUGAAUCAAAGAUGCAUGCUCCCCCUUUGGAUUCAUCCCUCUGACCGCCACUGAGCCGAUCCAACCCUCCAUCAGACAGCCCCAUCUCCACUUCCAUUGUUCUCUACUGUUUUCUUCUCUCCUUUAGUCAUUUUGGUCUGACCCUCUGCAUGUCUUACAGAUAGAGAGGGAAGUGUUAGCAGACUGAUUAAUAGGACAGUUCCUCCCUGCUAUUCAUGAGAGGUCAGCAGGGACACAUGCAGCAGGGAGAUGACAGUCAAAGGGAGUCAGAGGGGGUGGGCCCCAUUUUAGGUCCUGGAGCGCGAAGAGAAGCAGGGGGAUCACAAGGCCCAGGGUUGAAGAGGGCCCCAUUCCAGUCAGAGCACCCCUCCUUCAGUAAGAUGAGCCAAAACGCCAGGGAGAGCAUGGGGGUUCUUGGCCAGGGACUGAAACAGCUGUUCCAGCAGCAACGUAAACGCCUCUCUCGCUCCAACAUCCCCUCUUCGUCUUCCUCCUCCUCCUCCUCUGUAGUGUCAGCAGGUGGCUCCUCCCCCUCUGCCCCUGAGGAUGCCUUGGGGCCCUGCUGUCCUGAAUCUGACCACCUCUCUGCUCCUGUGGUUCCUUCUGCAGCUGGCCAGGGCUCAGGCGCUGUGGGCAUGAUGAGGCGUGGGACCAGCCUGCAGAGCCGCCGCAGUAAAGGAUCCGGGUCAGGAUCUGGGAGCGGAGACCGCGAUCCUCUCGUGAGAGGUAGCCCCCAGGCCCCGCACCGCCGCCACACCCACGAUCCACAGCAGCACAUCAGACGUCCACGCUCCUCUUCCCCCGCUGAAACCACACCCAGCAGCCCCACACCUGGAUGCACCGGGGGCGAUGUGGUGCUGUCAUCAGGGUACCACUCCACGGAGGAGACGGACAGGAUUGACCGACUGGAGGUGAGUGGGCUGGGACAAGCACCGCUGGCUGUUUCAUGUGGCACAGACAGUUCAUUCCCUGGAGGUGAGGAUGGCACCCCAGACCCUCAGCGCACAAAGCAGGCAAUCGCCCAGCUGCAGCAGAAAAUCCUUAAACUCACAGAGCAAAUUAAGAUCGAGCAGACAGCCAGGGAUGACAACGUUGCAGAGUACCUCAAACUAGCCAACAAUGCUGACAAACAGCAAAGCACACGCAUCAAACAGGUUUUUGAGAAAAAGAACCAGAAGUCGGCGCAGACCAUCCAGCAGCUGCAAAGGAAACUCGAGCACUACCACCGGAAGCUGCGGGAAGUGGAGCAUAACGGUAUCCCACGCCAGCCCAAGGAUGUUCUGCGGGACAUGCAGCAGGGCCUGAAGGAUGUCGGAGCCAAAGUCACAGGCUUCAGUGAAGGCGUGGUGGACAGCGUGAAGGGAGGCCUCUCCAGCUUCUCCCAGGCCACCCACUCUGCUGCCGGGGCCGUCGUCUCCAAACCUCGUGAGAUUGCGUCGCUGAUUCGCAACAAAUUCGGCAGCGCUGAUAACAUCCCCUCUCUUAAAGACUCUCUUGACGACCCCUCAGUGGAAGAAGGUGUGACAGGGGCUGGCGGACGUUCACUGGGCAGCGUUGGGCAUCACCUCCAGCCCAGUCCCAGGUAUGGUAGUGAGGAUGACUGCUCUAGUGCUACAUCAGGCUCAGCGGGGGCCAACAGCACCACAGGUGCCCCCGGAGGUCCCCCAAGUUCCAAGGGCAACACACUGGAGAGGAGUCAGAGCUCCAGCCUUGACAUGCUGCUGCAGGAGAUGCAGGAGCUGAGGGAGGGCCAGUCAAGGCUAGAGGAGAACCUUGAUGGUUUGAAGAGCCACUAUCAGAGAGACUACACAGUUGUUAUGCAAGCACUACAAGAGGAACGCUUCAGGUGUGAACGUCUGGAGGAGCAGCUGAAUGACCUGACAGAACUUCACCAGAAUGAGAUCCUUAACCUCAAACAGGAGCUGGCCAGCAUGGAGGAGAAGAUCGCCUACCAGUCCUAUGAGAGAGCCAGAGACAUACAGGAAGCAUUGGAGGCGUGUCAGACCAGGAUCUCUAAGAUGGAGCUCCAGCAGCAGCAACAGCAGGUCGUCCAGUUGGAGGGGCUGGAAAAUGCCACUGCCCGGACCCUCCUGGGAAAACUUAUCAAUGUGCUGCUGGCCCUUAUGGCUGUCCUUCUGGUCUUUGUCUCAACUGUGGCCAACUGUGUGGUCCCGCUGAUGAAGACGCGCUUGCGCACGCUCUCCACCCUCCUCCUCAUCCUCUUGCUGGCCUUCUUGUGGAGAAACUGGGACGCUCUCUUGGGGUACACGCACCGUGCUCUACAGCCCCCAGGAUGACCAGAUUGAAGCCAGCACAUGUUGCUUUGGUGACACCAGGUGAUGUAACUUUAGCUGCAAUCAUGCAGGAAGUUUGAAGAACGUGAUUGCCGUUAGAAAUGGCUGCGUGGCCAGGCACGGAAAAUACGGCCGAGCACAUACGCACACGGAAUCAAGAAAAAGUGGAAGAAACAGAGUAAAAGUUGAGAACACUCAUGAUUGUUAUUUAGGAAGGACAAGACUGUUUACAUUUUUAAAAAUGAACUAUUGUGUUGCUGUCUCUCAGAAUGCAGCAUUGUACUGUUUUUAUCUUUAGAGUUUAAUCAAUUAUAAUGUUAUUAUUUCUAAUAAUAUUGUUUUUUUUUUCAACGUUAUUUUAUUCAGUACCAUGUAGCAUUACACUCUUCUCAUUCUACAGGACGGGGAGCUUAGUCAGGAAACUGGGUUGGCGAUUUGCUCCAAAGGCCCAGUCCAAUUGUUAUGAAAUGCCAAUGUGAUAAUGUGGUUGAUUGCCUUUAGGAAAAGAACUUUUACUUAGCUGUGAUUGGUAGAUUUGAACCAACAAGUACAUGUACAUGUACAACAUGUAUUUGAACUUGGAUCAAAACCAUCCUGGGAGUUCCUUGCUGUGAUAGAAUUUGUUCAUACAGAACAUUUUGAAGGACUGACCAUGACCUUUGCGUGUCAGAUGACUAAAAAAUUGUUUUGUGCUUCCUUACCAUUUCUAAUAGCAAAGAUCACAUGCUUUUACUUGUUUCCUUUUUUAAGUAAAACAAGAACUGUGUUUAAUAGUGGGGAUUAUAACUGAAACACAAAGACAGAAUGGGCCAGCUUGAGAAGGAAAAGCUACAAUGCGCUACUCACCAUAGAAACGGCACAUAAACACACAGAGAACAUCUGGUUAUUGUUAAAGCAUCUAGCCAUACUUGCAACAUGUAAACAAUGCUGCAUAUUUUCAUUAAGAAACAAUACAUAGGAGCCAGUUUUGUGUUUUAAAAGCAAUGACACACAGCCAUUGUCCAAGUAAAAUCAAUUUGCCAGGAUAAUUGUCUCCCCUCCCGCCAUAUUUGAUGUGAUCAGGUCAGGAAAAAGAGACCACUGGUGCUUAUCCAGCUCCAUCUCAGUUGGAACAGGAAUGCUGCUGCUUUAUAUCUACAGUGCAAGUCGUCUCCACUGCCGUGUUAGUCAAAUGCACACUGAUAUUGUACUCUUCAUCAGACUUCCUUAUUUUUCUGGCCGUCCGUCUUUUUCUACCAGUACACCAUCUUAUGGUGCAAUCACCCAGUGCCAAACCUUAGUCUACCCAGGGAUGCCUGAGCACCCAAAGGGUCCAAGCUGAAAGGAAAGAAAGGGGAGGUUGCUCAGCAGGUCUCGCUUUUAUUCAGAUACAGUAUGCCAUGAAUGUCUUUCCUGGAUGUCAAGGAUGUAUCUUUUUGCAAGGGAAAUCUGUUAGAGAAUUCACAAUCUGAACAUGAACUUGAUCUUUAGUGGUGUGUUUCUGCACCUUGCCUCCUUGAGUACAGUUCAUUGGCUGGGUUUACAGUCUUUAUUGUUCUCUCUCUCUCUCUCUCUCUCUCUCUCUCUCUCAUCAAGUCAAGAGAAGACCUAGUAUAUUAAAUAAUUCAUUCUGCAUUUCAUGCUGAGAGGCUGAUUUCCUUACAGAUAGCGAGAUCAUUUGAACUGUACAGCUGCACUUUAGCACACGGCUAGAUAACAUAAGUCAGGCUGAGAUUUGAGAAACCUUUGAAAGACACUUUAAAAGUUGUCACUCUUAAGAUAGUAUGCCUCCGUGGAAUAAGAGUUGACUCAGGUCAGGAUCACUGUCAUCCUUGUCUAAAGAUAAAACCCACCGGGAGGAAUUUAAUUUAUUUCUUGUCAAAACGU
Molecule: messenger RNA, 4622 nt
Organism: Sander lucioperca (pikeperch)
Lineage: Eukaryota; Metazoa; Chordata; Actinopteri; Perciformes; Percidae
Gene: tmcc1a
Product: transmembrane and coiled-coil domain family 1a
Exons: 8
Coding region: 678-2759 (693 amino acids)
Cellular component (GO): endomembrane system
Source: RefSeq, a predicted model, not a curated record